AUGCCCAAACUUCGCUCGCUUCCUUUCUGGCUUGCCGUCAGGGUCUUCAUCAGGCGCAUCCGCUAUCGCUUGCAUACUCCGCUCGACCUGCGCGGCAGCAUUGUCGUCCUUCGACACAACCAUAAACACCCCUAUCUCGAGCUCCUCCGCCUCUUCAUCCCAUAUCCCACAUGGCGAUUCCCCCUGCCACAGCCAGUGUCCCCCCGUGAGAUACUAGGGAACGAGGCAUUGAUGAACUCCCGCCGGCGCCAGUUCAACAGGUAUCUCGCAGUUCCCAUCUGGUGCAUGCGGGACACCUCGAUGCGGUCACUUUACCGACUGUACGAAUCCAUGGCUUCCGGCGAAUACACUCCCAUGGGCCGAGAGACGGAGUACUUUUGGUAUCGAGGCUGGAAGUUAGACGCGAUCAAGGAUCCGCAAGACUCGGAUCCGGUACGAUAUGCCAUCCUCGCGUCCCUUGUAGAGGAGCUUGUCACCGCAUUUAACUGGCGACUGAGUCUGGGGAUGAGACGGAAUCGCAAGCACAUCCUCAGACAGACCGACGACGAACCAUACCCGCCAUACACACCGGUAUCCGGGCCUGAAUGGACGAAAUACGUGCCACCGAUCCCGCCAGACAGCCUGGCGCAGCUGCCGCAGGAGUUUGUGAACAGCAAGAAUCAGCUCGUGCUGGAAGAAAAGGGAUGCAGCAAAACGUUCUCGAAGCGAAACAUCGUUACCAACGUUGGCUGGCUGUACACUAUAUGA
This is a messenger RNA of Arthroderma uncinatum, 747 nucleotides long. RefSeq lists its product as uncharacterized. Lineage: Eukaryota; Fungi; Ascomycota; Eurotiomycetes; Onygenales; Arthrodermataceae. The transcript has a single exon. The record is from RefSeq and is a predicted model, not a curated record. The coding region runs from base 1 to 747 and encodes 248 amino acids.